This is a messenger RNA of Salvia miltiorrhiza (redroot sage), 570 nucleotides long. Its product is annotated as nicotianamine aminotransferase A-like. The transcript has 4 exons. Lineage: Eukaryota; Viridiplantae; Streptophyta; Magnoliopsida; Lamiales; Lamiaceae. The record is from RefSeq and is a predicted model, not a curated record. Gene Ontology annotation, biological process: biosynthetic process. Gene Ontology annotation, molecular function: pyridoxal phosphate binding; catalytic activity. The annotation marks the transcript as partial.
AUGGAGAUCCGCGAAUUCGAUCUCCUUCCCCACAAAGAUUGGGAGGUCGACCUCGACGGUGUCGAAGCUGUGGCCGAUGAUGAGACUAUUGCUAUGGUGGUCAUCAACCCUGGAUACCCUACUGGAAAUCUUUUCACUUUGGACCAUAUGCAAAAGGUACGAAACGCGAUACAGGGACACAUUGUUUUUGGAAGUCAAGAAUUCAUACCAAUGGGGAUUUUUGGAUCUCUAACUCCUGUCCUUACCGUUGGAUCACUCUCCAAGAGAUGGCUCAUUCCCGGUUGGCGUCUCGGCUGGAUCGCGGUUUCCGAUCCCAACCGGCUCCUUAAUAAAUCGGGGAUCAUUGAGUCCAUUCAGAAAUAUCUCUGUAUGACAUCUAGUCCCGCAACCCUAAUCCAGGGAGCGGUGGCGGAGAUUCUUGAGCGCACCCCAACCGAUUUCUUUGAGAAGACUGUUAAAACGAUUAGAGAAUCUGCAGAGAAAUGCUACAAACUUAUCAAUGAGAUCCCAUGCAUUUCUUGCCCUACCAAACCUCAAGGAUGCAUGUUUCUCAUGGUAAUUAUCAAUAUA